Molecule: messenger RNA, 6878 nt
Organism: Lymnaea stagnalis (great pond snail)
Lineage: Eukaryota; Metazoa; Mollusca; Gastropoda; Lymnaeidae
Source: the annotation of a GenBank genome assembly
GGAGGGAAAUAGGAAAAGAACAGAAACUUAUGUCUACCUUCUAGCCGCAGCACCGCUGCACACUCGCAACAAGGCAAUAUUUAACAGAUUAGAAAAGAUGGGAGAGUCUCAAACGGUCAAGCGCUCGACCUUGCGGGUAAUUUUUUUGUCAUUUAAAAGAGGAACGAUCUAAAACAGAUGGAUGAGUGGGUAGCAAUAAAAUUUUUAAAAAAAAAAUGAAUAAUAAAGUGUAAAAGCAACUUAUUCAUUGCACGGAUUUUACUUUUAAAUACAUUUGAGGAAACGAAGGUCCCCAAUAAUUAUUUUGAACUGGGCACAUAGACUAUAGGAUAGCGGUUCUACAUGUACCCAAAGUCUUGUAGAGAUGAUUAUGACAAAGAAAUUGUCUGUGAAAGGUCUGCGAGAUUAUACAUUUUUAAAUACAGGUGCGUAACUAGGCUAUAAUCAUCUCAAAUUAUACUCAUUAAGGGUUCGACUCCCAGAAUUAUAUGCAGUUUUUAAAUUGAAUUAAUUUUUUUACCAAAAAAUACGUUACCCCAUUCUGAAAGUAUUUCAGUUGAUGUCAUCGGACUAGUUUUACAUCAUUGUAUUCAGAUGUAUUUAUUUCUAUGUUACCGGGACAUAUAUUAUCUGGGAAAUAUUUGAAUGUUAGAGCGUCAAUAAAUAAUAAUUUUAAAAAAAUCGAUUAAAAAAAAAUCGUUAUUCUCUUCUGACCACCGCAGACGCUCUUCGGUAGAUAAGGGAGAUAACCACGAAUAAAGGAAUUAAGCCGUCAGAUGUCAGAGUAAUGGAACCUGACUUACUCAGUUCAAACAGCGAUUCGCCACCGAAGACUUGAUAGAUGAUUAUGUUGUCAUAUCAUCACGGAAUUAAAAUGUAAGUAGAGAUGGCGACAAGUGCCCCCCCCCCCAAAUGGCGGCCCGGCUGACCAGCACCGGUCCUUCGAGCCUUACGUUUCCGGUCCGCACAACAUGAAUGUUUAGGGUGGUAUAACAAAUCUUGAACAAGCACCUGAUGGGAUUUCGUGUCCGGUGGUCUACCCUGCUUGAAAAGCUAGCUAGGGAAACACCUUGUAUAGACCACGAAGACUGGAUUCUAGAGAAGACAGUAACAUAAUUUUCUGCGUAAAGAGUCAUUUUACGAAUUGUGUAUUGAGAGUCAUCGCGUGGCCCCCAUUCAGACGCAACAUCUGCGGCUUGAAGUGGACCUCGGGCUUUAAAUGAGUGUGAAAGCCUGAAGUUGUACCUCCGAAUUCAGUCAUGGAAAUGAUUGGCUAAGUACGAUACAGACAAACUGGGACAUUCAGUCAUGUAAAUGAUUGGCUAAGUACGGUACAGACAAGUUGGAAUAAAAUAGCUCGGAAAUCAAUUAUGAGGUGAAUGUGAAUUAUUACUAUUACUAUUGUUAUCACAAAAAAGAAGUAACAUAAAUUUUAUGUGAUCUUAAACUUAAGGUAUUUGAUCAUCAAAAUACGGAUUUCCUCAUAGUUUUAACUAUGUGGGUUCUUUUGGCAUAAUUAAAAGAAAUCAAGCAAUCGAAAAUUUCUGUUAUAAAAAGUUGACCCCGAGAUUCGAGUGCCACGUGUUAUUACUUCCACUUCCAUAUAAGCCAUGUUAUAAAAACAAACUCUUAAUGUAAGUCAAAGUUCGAUCUUCAAUCGACUAUACCAAUGCCUUAUUCGUCAAUAACAUUAAUAAAUUUACCUAAACAUCCUGACCUUCACGUCGCGACUCGUCUACACUUACAUACAACACACGCGCGCUACAAAAACAAAACACAUCAUAGCGCCCUCAUACGUUACACAUGAAAAGUACACAGAUCUAGUCUGUCGGUCGGCUCUGCUUGAACUUGAUACACGUGGUGUGAGGGGUUCCCACUUGGCACACCACAUAUGUCAUUGCCAUGUCUGACUUGAUACACGUGGCGUGAGGGGUUCCCCACUUGGCACACCACAUAUUUCAUUGCCAUGUCUGCCUUGAAACACGUGGCGUGAGGGGUUCCCACUUGGCACACCACAUAGGUCAUUGCAAUGUCGGACUUGAUACAAGUGGUGUGAGGGGUUCCCACUUGGCACACCACAUAGAUCAUUGCCAUGUCUGACUUGAUACACGUGGUGUGAGGGGUUCCCACUUGGCACACCACAUAGAUCAUUGCCAUGUCUGACUUGAUACACGUGGUGUGAGGGGUUCCCACUUGGCACACCACAUAGGUCAUUGCCAUGUCUGACUUGAUACACGUGGUGUGAGUGGUUCCCACUUGGCACACCACAUAGGUCAUUGCCAUGUCUGACUUGAUACACGUGGCGUGAGGGGUUCUCACUUCGCACACCACAUAUGUCAUUGCCAUGUCUGACUUGAUACACGUGGCGUGAGGGGUUCCCACUUCGCACACCACAUAGGUCAUUGCCAUGUCUGACUUGAUACACGUGGCGUGAGGGGUCCCCACUUGGCACACCACAUAUGUCAUUGCCAUGUCGGACUUGAUACACGUGGCGUGAGGGGUUCCCACUUGGCACACCACAUAGGUCAUUGCCAUGUCUGACUUGAUACACGUGGCGUGAGGGGUUCCCACUUGGCACACCACAUAUGUCAUUGCCAUGUCUGACUUGAUACACAUGGUGUGAGGGGUUCCCACUUGGCACACCACAUGUGUCAUUACCAUGUCUGCCUUUAACUAAGUCAUAUAAACAAAGAAAAACAAGUCAUAUUUUUUGAAAAUGAAAUCCCGGGAUUUUCGAAAAACCCGGGUUUCAUAAAUCCAAUCCCGGGACUUGGGAGCAUCCGUUAUGGCGUUAUGGUUGGGUAUUCCGUUAUUUUUGACAUUCGGGAUCCCGGAUUGCAACCCCCAUUUAAGAAUCCAUUAUAUACAUUUCUGUUGAUUUCUUUGUUCAUAUUUCCUUUAUUUUUCCCCCCUUCAAAAAAUCAUUAAAUUAAGUUUUUUAUUCCCCCCCCCCCAUUUAUUUCUGUCACAUAUACAAAGCACAUAGCAACAGCUGCACAACUAAUCUCCACACCAAAAAACACGCAAUCAUUCAACAAAUAAUUACCAUUUCCCCGCUCCCUUGAAAGACAGGAACACUAUUUUAGGGGGUUGGGGUGGGUUGGAGUUGAAAAUUGUAUAUAAUAGGUUGUCAUCGGCAUCGAGUCUAUGUGCCAGGUUCUCAGAUCCAUAGGAUGACGGGUAGUGGCUCUGUUAGCCUUCCGAACAGUUUUGCAACACGGAAACACACGAGGAAAAAAAAAAGCGAAGAUAAUAUAAGUUAUUUAAGAUAGUAACAUCUAUUUAAUCAAGGGGCACUACCACGCUACAAUGUUCUUAAUUUAAGGUUAAGAUCAUCUACGUGCCUUCUCACCAAAUGAAGUCUCUAUUGAAAAAAGCACUGCCGGUGGAAUAAACAAUAGUGUGAUGUUACGACGAUAAUAACUACGUUCUAUUAUCUGGGACUUGUGGGAUAGCUAGAGUUUGAAGCGCCCGGGGCUGUCAAUGAAUUUAACGCCCGUUGUGCACGAAAAUCACAAUGCAUACAUCAUUCUCGUAUGCACUGAACGGUUCAAUGCAUACGAGUUAGAUGGAAAAUGCCAACACAAAAAGUGAUUUCCUAAGCUGACAUCAUAAUUCCCCAACCCCCCCCCCACACACACACACAAUUCCUAUGUCCCUGGACUUAACAUUUAGUAUGCACUGAACGGUUCAAUGCAUACGAGUUAGAUGGAAAAUGCCAACACAAAAAGUGAUUUCCUAAGCUUACAUCAUAAUUCCCCAACCCCCCCCCCCACACACACACACAAUUCCUAUGUCCCUGGACUUAACAUUUAGCGUUAAGCAGACAUUUAACGAAUGACUCUUAGCUAUAUAUAAAACAUUUAGAAUUAAGCGCACAGCUAAAGAAGGACACUAGCUAUAUAUAAAACAUUUAGAGUUAAGCACACAGUUAAAGAAGGACACUAGCUAUAUAUAAAACAUUUAGAGUUAAGCUUACAGUUAAAGAAGGACUCUAGCUAUACAUAAAACACUUACAAGUUCUGCUCAACGUAAUUUUAAUUUGAAAGACUUUGUGGCCACGUCCUUAGAUGUGUCCAUGUUCAUGAGUCCACGCCUUUGUUGUGUCCACACCCUCGUUGUGUCCACGCCCUUGUUGUGUCCACGCCCUUGUUAUCUCCACACCCUCGUUGUGUCCACGCCCUUGUUGUGCCCACGCCUUUGUUGUGCCCACGUCUUUGUCGAGUCAUGCUUUUGUCUGAAUAUUCCAGCAGUAAUUCAUAAUGACCCAUAGUCAGCCUUGUGCAAUCAAUGAUUUGUUUUGAUGUUUCCAUCUCAAUCCAAUUACCUUCAUAAAUCACAGCAACAAAUCAUCCGUCCCAUUCCGUCCUUGCUAUUGUACACCUGUAUUUAGAUGGCAUCUUGUCGUACUAUGCAUGCUGUACACACAGGGCAUUGCCUGUCACAUGAACUUUUAAGUUUGUUGUAAAUAUAAUCUUGAGUCAAGAAAGAUAACCCAACCUAACGUGUAUUUCCGAAAGUUAUUAUUAUUAAUUUUUUAUAUUUUUUUUAUUUAUUUUCAUUCCGCUUUUCAUGUCGUGUCCACACUCGAGACUAGAGGAUGCUGCCGAAGGGUUUUGUCGGCCUAGUGCUAUUUAUAGCUUUGUGUCUUCACGAGUGAGUAACACGUGGGGCAGACCGUACCAGCCCGGCUGUCCGGGGAUCUUAUACCGGGCUGUGGCUAGUGACCAGUCUUACACUUACACACAUUGAACAAAGACCAAUCUUUCACACAUUGACCAUUUACAACUCUGAGACACAUUAACCAAUGACCAAUCUUACACACAUUGAUCAUUUACAAUUCUGACACACAUUAACUAAUGACUAAUCGUACACAAAUUGACCAGUCUUAAACACUUCGACCAAUGACCAAUCGUACUCACAUUGACCAAAACCAGUCUUACACACAUUGACCAAUGCCCAAUCGUACACACAGUGACCAAUGACCAAUCUUACACACAUUGAUCAAUGAUCAGUUUUACACACAUACAAUUUUAUGUUGUUUAAAUACCAUUAACAUGGACAUGACCACGCCAUCGCAGCUAUCACGAAGAAAUAUAUGUAAUUUUAGCUUAAACUUUAGAUGGUUUAAGUGACACGGUCCAAUAAUCUUAUUACCUCACAUUCAAGUAAUAGACACAUUUCAUUUUGACUAGAUUUUCUUUUCCAUAAAAAAACAAAUACUUGUUUUAAACUCUUGAGUCUGACGGAAACGGAUCGACACGGACUCCGCGCCAGUUACUGCGCUAUCGUUCACGGGAGUCAUUAAGUACACAAUCAAAUGUUAAAUGUUACAGUUUAUUAAAAAAAGACUUUAUUAAUAUUAAGAAGGGACUUUGACAAGAAUGUAUUGGCAUGCGACUCGUCCCGACGAACCGUGGCUCAAAUAGUGAAGUCGGAAAAAACAACAACAAAAAACAACACAAUACCAUAAUUGCUUUUUAAAACUUUUUUUUUUACUGUGAGAAAAAUAUAAAUGUUUAAUACUGUAAAACCAAGUAUAUACCGUCAUAACUUGUUUUCUCUGACAGAAUCAGGCGAAGGGGCGCCGAGACGUGGAGCACUCAGACGUUGCUCUUCUUCAUCUUCGUCGUCCUGCUGUGCUGCUCCAUGCUCGUCAACUUCAUCUUCCUCUUCAAGUCACCGCGGUACCGCAGCAAGUGCCCCCACUUCACGGCCGAGCUCUACCAGAUGAACGACCUGAGGAAUGAGGUGGCCGAGCUGAAGAACAUGGUCACCUUCCUGGCGGAGCCGGCCAUCACCGACCACAACUACACGUACCUCCUGAACCCCAAGAACGCGUGCCGGGAGCCCCUGGAGCUGCUCAUCGUGGUGCCCUCCGCCCCUGGAAACUUCGCCCGUAGGAUGAAGGUGAGGCAGAGCUCGAGGGCCGACUACGCCAACGACCCCAAGAACAAAGCCCGGUUGGUUUUUUUCCUCGGGAGGCAGGUCUCCGAAGGGAAUGACCUCGAGACCCAGCUCAGCGUCGACGAGGAGGCGGAAAAGUACGGCGACAUCGUCCAGGAGGAUUUCGUCGACGUUUACAGGAACAUCCGCCUGAAGGCGAUGUCGAUGCUGAAGUGGGCCAGCACCUACUGCCCGAGGACGCGCUUCGUCCUGAGGACCGACGACGACAUCAGGACCAACAUCCCGAAGACGGUGGCCGCGAUGAAGAGGGCAAGCCAGCGGCUGGCCAACUUCAUCCUCGGGCUCAAGGAGGAGAGCACCGUCCCCGUGAGGAGGUCGCAGGGGGUCAACUCGAAGUACUUCAUCUCCUACGAGGAGUACCCGGAAGCCACGUUCCCGCCCUUCGCGUACGGCGGGCUCCUGGGGUACCCCAUCUCCACGGUGAAGCUGCUGUACCAGGCGUCGCUGAGGGUGAAGCCGAUUUGGCUCGACGAUGUGUUUAUCACGGGGCUGUGCGCCCCGAAGGUCAACGUGGCGCUCCUGAGUGACCCGGAUAUCGACUUUGAACAUCACGCUUGGUGAACUAGGCAACAAUUUUUACUUUUUAAAAGACACGGAAAUAAAUAAAUUAAAGGUAAAGUAACUAAUAUUUAGUAACACCUAAUUUCUAUCUACUUCAAAGAGGUGACAUUUCGUAAUUCAUACAUCAACAAUUAGCACUAAUAAUUAAGUAAACAUGAAGUUAUUUCAAUCCAACGUUUGAAUACUGCACAUCGUAUCGUCUCAAUUCUGAGAAUCGCUGAAAUAAUGAUCCGUCAGACACUCCAAGAGACGAUCCAAAUAAUUAAACUUCGAAAGUGUUGAAAUGAUAACUUACACAUUUCCUAUUUAGCACCAAAAAGUCACGUGUUUUUUUAACAUGUCAAAAAGAC